This is a messenger RNA of Pyricularia oryzae 70-15, 1069 nucleotides long. RefSeq lists its product as uncharacterized. The transcript is spliced from 4 exons. NCBI's taxonomy places the organism in Eukaryota, Fungi, Ascomycota, Sordariomycetes, Magnaporthales, Pyriculariaceae. The record is from RefSeq and is a predicted model, not a curated record. Bases 245 to 1069 code for a protein of 274 amino acids.
UGCGGCCCGUGGCCCAACGCGGAGUCUUUUAAUAUAGGUAGGCAGGUACUACAUAAAACUAGAGAUAUCUACUACCUAUGGUACUCCCUGGCUACUAAAUACGUACCUUCCCAUCCACACAGUCAAACAGUCAAAAUUGAAACCAUCAUUCUCAAAGAGAAGGGAAAAAGAAAACCCACACGAUACACACAAUGAGCACGCAUCUCCCCGGCAUCUUGCUUUCAUUCUAGCCACACCAACAACCAUGGACACUGUCGUCCAGGAGGCCCUCUGCGAUCAGAACUGGGUUCACAACCCGGCCAAAUGGGGCAUCGCCUUCUUCAGCCCUGACUCGACCGGGUGGCUGGACUUGACGGUAGAGAUGCGAAACGCCCUCCGCGCCAACUUUUCCUGGAAGCAGAUAGCGCUGGCGACGACGGAAGACGAGCUGUCUCAGAGCGGGGAACUUGGCAACACCGCAGACAGCACGGCGUCUACCCUUGACCAAAAGACCAAGACUUCAGUCACCAGAACCCGCAGGUUCGAGAUGGAGCUCACCCUGCUCAGGACGGGGCCGCACCAGCCCCCGGAGAUCAAGGGGCUGGUGGAGCGCGCGUUCCGGCCCAGGAGGUUGGCUGUGCGGCUAUCGGAGGGCCGGUUCCCACGGCAACAUCCUUACCUCGGGAUCGUGCAGGUCUUUGGGUGGCGGCUUGUCUUUGAGCCGUCUGUCUUUCCCGAUCUGGAGGACUGGACGGAUGAGUACUCUAGGAUGGUCACCGCGGGCAAGUUCCAUGAGUGGAAGUCGUUCUACAGCGGGGCUUUGGAUGACUUUGAGUUGACGCUAGCCGCCAAAGCAGCCGGCAAUCCUAUCAACACCAAGGUUCGGAAGGAUUCCCAAGCAUGGGUCGAGGGCGAGACUCAGAAGUACAGGUGUCUCAAGGAUGUGCGCAACAAGGGCGAAAAGCAGAACACCAUUCCUUUGCUCAUUCUGCAACCAGAGCUUAGUGCUGAGGAUCCUCUGUUCUGGUUGACGGCUCUCGGCCUGACUGGUGGCGGUUUCGAGAACUUCACCUCCUGGUCUGACGUGUAG